This is a messenger RNA of Adineta ricciae, 1419 nucleotides long. Lineage: Eukaryota; Metazoa; Rotifera; Eurotatoria; Adinetida; Adinetidae. The record is from the annotation of a GenBank genome assembly.
AUGCGUUCGACAAAAACAGUGAAAUUUGUCGAUCCAACACCGAAUGACUCGCGUGUGGUUCUCAAUGUCGGCGGAAUGAGAUUUGAGACUCAACGUGCAACACUUAAGAAACUACCGGCUACACGUCUCUCCAAAUUAACUCCACAAUUAUCGUAUUAUGAUCCUGUUUUAAAUGAAUACUUCUUCGACAGAAAUCCGGGCGUAUUCUCUCAAAUAUUGAACUACUAUCGUACAGGACAACUACAUUAUCCAACCAAUGUCUGUGGACCGUUGUUCGAAGAUGAAUUGUCGUAUUGGGGAAUCCAACGUGAAGAAGUUGAACCGUGCUGUUGGAUGACCUAUACGAAACAUCGAUCGACGCAAGAAACGCUUCAGACUCUUGAUUCACUGGAAUUAGAUACUGUUCGAUCAACAUCUGACGAUAUUUUAAGAAAAUUCGGUUGGGAAGAUGAUCUUCAUUUACUCACAUCGGGUAAAUUGAAAACUCAUCAACGUAUAAGAUCAAUCAUUUGGCAAAUUUUCGAAGAACCACGCUCUUCGAAAGCAUCAAAAGUCAUUGCAUUAGUUUCGAUAUUUUUUAUACUUUUGUCCAUCACAACGUUCGUUAUUCGCACAAUGACAAUUUUUGAAAUAAUUGAUUACGAUUUUGUUGAUGUUUAUGUCGCGAAUAAUAGAACUGAACUAGCAUUAAUUCAUCACAUUGAUCGAGCUGAUAAUAUAGCUGGCUUUAACACUGUUGAAUGGAUUUGUAACUCUUGGUUUAUAUUCGAAAUUACCCUACGAUUUAUUGUCGCUCCUUCAAAAAAAGCUUUCCUUUUCUCCAUACUUAAUUGGAUAGAUUUUCUGGGUACAUUCUUGUUUUUCCUUACUUAUGUUCUAUACGAUGUUUAUCGAUACGAUGGUCACUAUGCAUCAUUGGAUUUACUUUCUACAAUACGUGUUGCACGUAUGUUCAAGUUAAUCAACAUGCAUCCACGUUUAAGAGUCAUCACCACAGCCAUCACAUACUCAUCCUCGCUAUUGAGUUUAACGAUAUAUUUUUGUAUAUUGUCAAUUCUGAUUGCUGGUGCAACAUUGUAUUACGUCGAACGCCUAAGUAAUCCAAGUGAAAGUCAAUUGAUCUCAGUUAUUGAUGGUAUAUGGUUGGCAUUGACAACAAUAACUACGAUUGGCUAUGGAGAUACAGUCCCUAAAUCACUCUUCGGUAUGAUAUUCGGUGCGAUAACAACGAUUAUCGGUGUCUUAAUUAUUGAUUUACCAAUGCCAAUUAUAAAUGAAAUCUUUGAUAAUUUCAAUCGACAUUUAUUAGCGCGGCAGCAAUUACCCAAACAACGGAGGCGAACUACUCCGGCAGCUAUUCCACACAAAAUUCAACCGUUGAUGCCGUCGAACAGGCAUAGACAUCACCAUCAACAGUAA